AUGGGAUCUGACAAGAGAAUACGCUUUGCCGUCAUCGGCGCCGGUCUGAUCGGGCCUCGUCAUGCUCAGACAGUCAUGGAGAACCCCGACACGGAGCUCGUGGCCAUUGUCGACCCGCUCGAGAGCAACGCUACGUUGGCGAGGGACCUGGAUAUAGCUCACUACCAAAGCCUGCACGUCCCGCUGGCCAAGCAACUUGCCUCGGCCGGCGUCCACGUCCUCGUCGAGAAGCCCGUCAGCGUAGAUAUCACCAGCGGCAAGGACCUCGCCCGACACGUCUCCGCCACGGGCGUCCUCGUCUCGUCCGGUACGCUGGGGACGAUCGUGGCCGUCAACGGGCUCUGGGCCCUCCGCAAGCCGGACGAGUACUUCCAGCAUCCGCCGCUCGACCUGCUGCACUUCCUCUUCGGGCCCAUCACGAGCGUCCACGCCGAAAAAACGCUCUCGCAGCGCGGGUUCGAGGCUGACGAAGGCGCGGCAUUGACACUGCGCUUUCGGUCAGGCGUCGUCGGCAGCUUCGUCCUCGCCGACACGGAUUUUUACCGCAUCCCCGGCACCGACGGCAGCCUCGGCGUGCCGGACAUGCGCAUCAUGUGUGUCAACUGUCAACCUCGACUCGAUAGCGCCGGGACAAAGGAAAUGCUGCAUAUUAGCCGUGGGUCCGAAGCCAUGAGCAUCACAGGCAUGUCGCACCACAUGCAGCUGGGGUGA
Verticillium dahliae VdLs.17 is the source of this 711-nucleotide messenger RNA. Its product is annotated as quinate utilization oxidoreductase QutH. The transcript has 7 exons. Gene Ontology annotation, molecular function: nucleotide binding. The record is from RefSeq and is a predicted model, not a curated record. The coding region runs from base 1 to 711 and encodes 236 amino acids. Lineage: Eukaryota; Fungi; Ascomycota; Sordariomycetes; Glomerellales; Plectosphaerellaceae.